Molecule: messenger RNA, 739 nt
Organism: Drosophila eugracilis
Lineage: Eukaryota; Metazoa; Arthropoda; Insecta; Diptera; Drosophilidae
Product: protein FAM136A
Exons: 3
Coding region: 23-472 (149 amino acids)
Cellular component (GO): cytoplasm
Source: RefSeq, a predicted model, not a curated record
UUGUUUAAAAUUUAAAAAAGUUAUGGUGGAGCAACAGAAGAAACGUUUGGAGAAUGCCAUCAGCGACAUGAUUGAGGACAUGUACCGCACCCACUUGCGCAGGAUGCAGUCCACGAUGCACCGCUGUGCCGCCCGCUGCUGCGAUGAUGAACGAGGGACAUUGGAAAGCGUCCAGAACUGCAUCGAAAAGUGUGCCGCACCCCUGAUGGAUGCCCAGGACUACUUACAGCACGAGUUGGGUCAAUUCCAGAAUCGACUCCAAAACUGCGUCCAGGAUUGCAACACCGAUGCCAGGUCCCGUCUACCCAACAAUCCAAGUGACCGGGACAUGUCCCGAUCUCAGCACAUGUUCGAGAGUUGCACGGGCAAUUGUGUGGACAAGCAUAUUAAUCUGAUUCCCGGGCUGCUCAAGUCUAUAAAGCAGACCCUGGACAAGGGUCCACCGAAAAGAUCACGCAACAUAGACGCCUAACCACGAUAUAAAACCCAUAUCAUUCCUUGGAUAGAUCGAUUAAUGCCAGUUGGAGAAGUUGACAAUAUUAUAAUUAUUUAUUGAUUAUUUUUGGUACAGCUAACCCUAAAGAUAACUUAAACGAAAUUUUGAUCCGGGGCAGGGCUUAUCGGAUGAGGGCUUAUCAAUUGCCACGUGGCGUGCCUCUUUGAACUCCAUGCUCCCGGAUGCUUUUGGGCCCUAGUUCAUCCUAAAUAUCUAGUAAUAAAGAUUCUUAGUAUUAUGCAA